Molecule: messenger RNA, 6088 nt
Organism: Odontomachus brunneus
Lineage: Eukaryota; Metazoa; Arthropoda; Insecta; Hymenoptera; Formicidae
Gene: br
Product: broad-complex core protein
Exons: 7
Coding region: 1911-3359 (482 amino acids)
Biological process (GO): regulation of transcription by RNA polymerase II
Cellular component (GO): nucleus
Molecular function (GO): protein binding
Source: RefSeq, a predicted model, not a curated record
AAGAGCGAAAGAGAGAGAGAAAGAAAGAGCGACACACGCGAGCACGGGCGCGCGCUCGCGGGCUCUCGGCACGCAUACAUGCACGUCGCGCGCGCACGCAUACCACAGGACUGCCGAAAAAACUGCACGGGAGAGGCGCAGCAAACCGAACCGCGCGCGAAUCAAGUGCUUUGGCCAGUCGCGUUCCCAAUCACUCUACGACUAGGUAGUCCCCCGGUGUGUCCCAAAGAAGCGGUGAGGAGCAGCUGGGUCCUUCGGUCCUCGACGUGGUCUCUCGGCGCGCAAGAUAAUACACGCAGGACAUUCUAAACGCUCGGACAUCGUCAACGCUCUUUCGCACUUUCGUGAGCCUCGAUCCUGCGGCGCGUGUUAUAUUUUGUUUUCUCGAUCGAUUUCUUUCUUUUUUCUUUUUCCGUUUUCUUCGUUCGCCAACGACCGACGACCGACGAUCAACGGCCGACGAUCGACGAUCGACAUAGACAAAUUGUACGUUCCCGUGGAUUUAGUAAUUCGGUGUCUGGCAUCGUCGUCGUCGUCGUCGUCGUCGUCAUCAUCAUCAUCAUCAUCAUCAUCAUCAUCGUCAUCAUCAUCAUCGUCAUCAACAUCAUCAUCAUCAUCGUUGUCGUCGUCGUCGUCGUCGUCGUCGUCGUCGUCGUCGUCUUCGUCGUCGUCGUCGUCGUCGUCGUCGUCGGAAGAAAGGAGAGUGCGUCUUCUGUUUGUUGUAUAGCUGAAAGACGACGCUACCGAAGGACAAGGCGGAAAAGCAGUGCGCGUCCAUGCGUGUAUCGACGGGAUCGCGAGUACGCGUUACGGUGAUCCAGUUACGCGCGUUCUACGCGAGGGGAAGAGGGAAAGGGAGAAACCUUGAAGAGAAGCGAUCCUUCGUCACGGUGUGAGUGGUGUUACGGUAUACGCGCGAUUAAAUCUGGUCCAACGUCACCGUUUUCAUCGCAGUUUUCUCGCAAUUUUGGAAAACUCUGCGAGGUUGACGAAUUUUCGGAGAGUCCCGCCAAAGAGUAUUGUUGCACAGAGUGGAAGGGGAGCGGAGAGGAGAGUGCGCCACGUAGAUUUCGAGACGCGCGUGCUAAAGAAGUUUGAAAAAGGCGGAGCGCGUUCAAGAUUCGUGCAAGAUUCUUUGGUUCGACACGUCUUCCGUGUGACUUUGAUAUCGACGAUGAGCCAGAGUGAUCUUUGUGAAAGAACGUGAGAACUUGAGUCAAACUCGAUUGUUAAUGCUCGCCAGUCGGACACGCGACCGUUAACGUUCCAUUCAUUCAUCAAGGACCCUAUAUGCGAUUCGUUCAGUUUCCGUCAACGGAAGAGAUUGUAGAGCAUACGGUUCGACUCGAAGACGGAAAAACGGGAAAGGAACGUAAGAGUGAAGAGAACAAGAGACUGGCGCAUCUCUCGCGGUAUUUGGGCGUUGGAAGAAUCGCUAGAGGUCAAACAGGAAAAGUUCGUUCUCGACGUGUCAUCCUCGUCGUCGUCGUCGUCGUCGUCGUGUUGUCGUCGUCGCCGUCGUCGUCGUCUUCGCCGUCAUCGUCAUCGUCGUCGUUGUCAUCAUAUCGAGGCAUUAGUACCACGGGACUCGGCAUCGACAACAAGGACGCCGGGCAAAGGAGGUCCACACUUCACUUCGCGCUUGACGAUCAAGGCGUAACGACGAUAACGAGGACACCGCCGGGAUUCAGUCGAUUGAUACCGUGCGUCGUCGGUGAACGAUGAUAUUUAACUACGAGUCGCGUGCCGCACAGUGACAGCCGGUGUGAAGAAAAGAAGCGAAAGACCGUCGGGGACAGGGGAUACAAAAAUCGAAGGAUGGUGGUUUGAAAUCAGCCGGACCGCAUCGAGAAGACGACGCACGUGAGAGCGACUCUCUGACAGACGCCACAAGGUGAAUAGACACAACGAUGGUAGAUACACAACACUUUUGUCUGCGAUGGAACAAUUACCAGAGCAGCAUAACCUCGGCAUUUGAAAAUUUGCGGGACGAUGAGGACUUUGUGGACGUGACGCUGGCCUGCGACGGCAAAAGCCUGAAAGCGCAUCGCGUCGUUCUCUCCGCCUGUAGUCCGUACUUUCGAGAAUUGCUCAAGAGCACACCGUGCAAGCACCCAGUGAUAGUGCUCCAGGAUGUAGCGUUCAGUGACUUACACGCCUUGGUGGAGUUUAUUUAUCACGGCGAGGUGAACGUGCACCAGCGUUCUCUCAGUAGUUUUCUGAAGACCGCAGAGGUCCUGAGGGUGUCUGGUCUCACGCAACAGGCCGACCAGACCGAGAGAGACGAGCUGUCGCAUGUUCGCGCGCUGGCGGCCGGCGGCGGCAAUCACUUGCCGUUCCACGAAAAGUCGGAGGAGACUUUCCCUCGCGGCGGCUCGCCACCUACACCGGUGACCCCCACGCCGACGACGGUGCAGCAGCUACUGCGCCGGGCGCAAAUACGUCGGAACGAGAGACGCACCCCGGACCCGCACGACGAGUCGGCCAAGAGACCGAGGGUGCCGUCGCCGCCACUCAACAACAACGACGCCACGCCCACGGACUUCUCGAUGGUCAAGAACAAUCACCUGUCGACCAAGGUCGAGGGUAACGGUGUACACGACGAAAACAGCCUCGUCGAGGACAAUAUAAAGUGCGAGCCGUUGGAGCUGACCGGCGGUAACACCGGCAACGCCGGCAACAACGAGGACUCGUCCGACUCGGGGGCCGCGGCAUCGGACCGACCGCCUGCCUCGGCGAGUAGCAACGAGCACGAGCCGGAGCCGGAGCACACGUCCACGCAGAACUUCUUGUCGGAGAGCAAGCUCUUCAACACGACGCCUGGCAGCUUCAACUUCAGCAUGGCGGCACUCACCGAUCACGCGCCGAUGCCAGUGAAAUUUCCAGGUUUGGGCCACACCGGCUUGCAGACGCCAGACCUAGCGGGAACUUCGCAAGGUCUGUUGGCCGGCAGCGGCGCGAGCGAUGAGUUUCGGUGCGAGCCGUGCAACAAAAACCUGACCUCCCUAACGCGGUUGAAGCGGCACAUACAGAACGUGCACACCAGGCCCAGCAAGGAACCAAUCUGUAACAUCUGCAAGCGGGUUUACUCCAGUCUAAACAGUCUACGCAACCACAAGAGCAUCUACCAUCGGCAACACAACAAAAACGAGCAACAAAGAAAGGAAGUAGCGCAAAUCCGCGAACGGCAAAGAGACCAGCGAGAACACGUUGAAAGAAAUUACUCUUCGCAUCAACGGCAGCAACAGCAGCAACAACAGCAGCAGCAGCAGAUACAACAACAACAACAACAACAACAACAACAACAACAACAUCAACAGCAUCAGCAUCAGGCUCAACAACAUUCGCGAAUGGGAUGAGAUCUCUCGCCUCCUGUCCCCUUUGGUCUUUCUCUCUCUCCGUCUCGCGUGAAUUUGUCGAUGUCGUGGGUAUAUCGGGUAUUUACGCGACAUGGACCGAUGUUGCCGUUAUCGAUACUGAUCAAAAUCCAGCGCGAUUCUCGUUCUCGCGAUCGCUGGCGAUCGAAAUACAAAUUUCUUACUGGACGGCGAACGUAGAUCCAGGGCUUUCGACAAGAUUGAAUAAGACUCGAGGAAGCGGAACGUAACGUGGUUUUAAUAUAACGUUAGUGAAUUGUAAGGUGGAGGAAUCACGAUCUCGAGUCGAAUCUCGAUCGUCGAUGACGCGUCGACGAAGCAAAUUUAAUCGCGAUUUCGAUGUGUUAUUUCGAUAGUUUCGUGUCACCAUUCUUCCGUGUACGCUCUCGCGAGAAAGUAGUCGGCUGUCAAUAUCGUUGCGUCUCGCCAAUGACGAUCGAUAGGAGAUGUGAGCUAGAGACAGCGCGUCUCGAAGCGCGAAGUCGGGAAGGGCAGUGUGUAGAGACAGUAUAGGGGGGAGUGUUGCUUCGAACGUCUAUUCAAACAAUACUACGAGGUCGCGUCGAUAUUUUUUACGAAAAAUGCCCGAGAAGAUCGUUGCUCGAGAAGGUUUGUAAAUAGUAGCGCUGUGAAACACGAGCUAAAGUUCGAACUCUCUGGUUCGCGUAUCGGAACUUGAGCGAUUACUUACGCAAUGGGCGUAAUUCCUUCGAUUUGUCACACUGUUUGUUAUUAUUUUUAUAUAUUAUUUAUGUGAGAGACGAGUACGAUAAUAGGAGACAAGUUUCUGUUUAUCGUCCUGUGUGACGGUACGUGAAAAAGGUGCGGUACAAAACGGGAUAAUAAAAUAUUAUUUAACGUAUUUAAUUUGUUCUCGUAACACGCUCUCUUAUAUCCCCUUAAACAAGGCAGUUAGAGUCGGGUAAUGUAUUCCUCCUUCAUUCUCCAAAUCCUCCCUGUUCCUUGCAACUGAUGCAGUUGAUCUUGUUCCUUUCUUUCGUACACAUUCCAUGCUACGGAAAUGCCCCCUUACGAUUUAGCAUUAAGAUCGCCCCCUUUCCGGGGAUUUCGUUCGUUAUAUCCUUAUGACACAGGUGUCACAUCAUCACUUAUAUUUUAUCAAUUUAUAGCGACGUAUCACCAAGAGAGAUUCACAUUUAAUCUCUUCAUAUAGUCUCUCUCAUUGGUUCGUUUGCUCUGAAUUAUUACGAUUUAUCGAAAUAGAAAUUUAUCGGUAAAGCAAAUUGAAUUAAUUCUUACGGCUGAAAUUAUCGUGCUUGAGUCAUCGGGCGAAUUUUAUUCAAACUAAAACUUAAUUACUCCAAUCUACACGUAAGAACAAGAAUAUUGCCGUUCAACAUAUCGUUUCCAUCGUGCCAAGUUACAACGCUUCAUUUUGUGCAUGCAUACACAACAUUUUCGUAUUUUUAUAUUCUCAAAGCGAUUGUUUUUACAUGUGAAUAUCGCGUUAUCAUCUAUAAAGACUCAUCUGUUCAAAGUUGUCGCGUUCAAAGUUGACGCGAGAGAGGGACGUACGCUAAAGUAUUGUAAUUGGCAGAAAUGAACGAUACAUUUCUACGGACACGAAACACACGUGUGUGUACAUGCGCACGUUUGAUACACGAUACUUUGACUUAUCCGUCGUAUUUUCAGGAAAGGCACGUACAAAUACUCUGCAUUUAUUUACUCUUUGUUCUAAUAGAGAAAAAUGUCUAGUGAAAUAUUUCCAUCUCUUUAAUGUAUAUCAUUAUUCUCUCUUCUAUAUACUAUCGAUGUGUUGUAGUAGUUGUUAUUGCCAUUAACAUUUUUCUAUUGGCAAGUUUUCAUAUUAUUGUUGCUACUGCUAUUGUCGCUCCUGCUAUUAUUGCCUCUAUUACUAUCACUAUUGUGACCGUUAUUGUUACUUUAUAUACUAGUUAUUGUUAUCACACACACACGCACGCGCACACAUUGCCUGUACCGUUGACACAUCUCACAUAUAUUAAUCCCUUUUUUCCAUCGAGAGUCACAUAUCGGUAGAAAGCAUUAUGUUUACUUUUAUAGCUCAAAGAAAGGUAUGUUUUCGUCGUUUAUCGUGUUCGCGUGGGAUUUUUGUUCUUCUCAUUGUUUUCUUUUCACUCGGUGUCCCAUACUUGUACCCAAAUAAACGUAGAGUUAUACCGAGUACUCAUUGGGCGUAAUUUCACUUCUUAGAAUUAUUUCAACAAUUGCUUUUAAACGUAUCUGAACACGUUUUAUCAGAAUUACAAAAUCACACAUGUACACACACACACACACACAUACACACAAACGCUAAAUAAAAUAAGUUUAUAUGUAAUAUAUUGUCCGAUUCGCGUAUUUUUGGUCAUUUCCCUAUGACGACAGAAAAGAAAAGAAUAUAGAAAAAAGGCAAGAAAGAAAAGAAAAGGGAGAGAGAAAAUAGAGGUAGAACAGGAGCAAGAAGCAAGAAAUAAUAAUGUCAAUAUUUGUCCUCGUUAAGCUUGGUUCCUCGCUAUCGAUCACUUUUGUUUCCACGAAAAAUAGAUAUUCUCGUUGCAAUUGACACGGUGCGAUAAAGUGGGGAGAAUAAAAAUUUACUCGCAAGUAAGUAAAGGCGAAACAAGUAGUAAAGUACAUAUCGAUCGCGUAAAGUAAGCAAUGCGCGCGCAUGUGGAAAAACGCAACGAAGAUUGUCCGCGAUUUGAAAAAAAAAAAAAAAAAAGAGGGGAAAC